AUUCUAGAAAUGAGCUCAGAAUUUAUACCCGGAGCGGAGGCGGGGGCAAAUGUCAAUGGUGAACUUGCAAGCGACCUAAACGAUGUUCACAGUUUGUCAGUAUUUGAGGACACACGUAAAUACAGCGACGAUGAAGUUAACAGAUCAGAAAUUCUGGACUUCGGUGAUCAAGGUUUUUUACUGCAUCAGUUAAUGACAUCUGAAGAGUGUGCACACAUUAUUGAUGAAGGCGAAAAGAUCGGAUUUGGUGAAAUUAAAGGAGCGAAGAGGGAUUAUCGCAGCUGUGAUAGAAUAGUAAUAGAAAGUGAAGAAUUAUCACACAUUUUAUGGAAGAGAAUACAGCCUUACCUUCCAGAGUUUGAUGUACCAGAAGACGCCCAUCUCCAAGAUUUACACAUUCAUGGUGUGCCUUAUUUACUGAGAGGCAAAUGGCAGCCAAUUGGAUUGAAUAAGCUGUUCAGGCUGUGCAGAUAUUUCCCAGGAGGACAUUUUGCCCCUCAUUUUGAUGGCUUUUACAGUAAAUCACCAGGAGAGAGGUCUCUAAAGACCUUUAUGAUUUAUCUCAAUGGAGACUUUGAUGGAGGAAGCACUAAUUUUGUUGAUGAGACACAGACCUUACAUAAGGAUGAGAAUGGAAAGUACUGUGCAGAAAAAGAAAACAUAAUCUGCAAGAUUAAACCUGAAGCAGGGAUGGCCAUUUUGUUCAACCACCAAAGACUGCAUGAGGGGGAACAACUCUUGUCUGGCAAAAAAUACAUACUGAGAACAGAUAUUAUGUACAGAAAGAUUGGAGAGAAAAAGAUGGAUGAAAAGCAAGAAAAAGCCAUAGCAAUGAUACAGGAAGCGGAACGGCUUGAAGCUCAAGGAGAUUGUAUGCAGGCAGCGGAGCUGUACAGGAAGGCGUUCAAGCUCUCACCAGAACUUGAAAACUGUUACUGAUCCAAAUAACAAAUAUAUUUAUCAUCGCAAAGUUGUUAUUCAAACAUUACCUACCUUCAUUGCAAUAUGUUGUCAGUGCCAAAAAUGUUAUUUUUUAAAAGUUUAAAUUUGAAGCUUAAGUUUAAAGUCAGUCUACAUAUUUUUAGAUAUAUGUGUCAUGAAAUACAGCGUAUUACAGAAUAAAAUAUAAAUGAUA
Molecule: messenger RNA, 1135 nt
Organism: Magallana angulata
Lineage: Eukaryota; Metazoa; Mollusca; Bivalvia; Ostreida; Ostreidae
Exons: 6
Coding region: 10-939 (309 amino acids)
Biological process (GO): peptidyl-proline hydroxylation to 4-hydroxy-L-proline
Cellular component (GO): endoplasmic reticulum
Molecular function (GO): iron ion binding; L-ascorbic acid binding; procollagen-proline 4-dioxygenase activity
Source: RefSeq, a predicted model, not a curated record